UAGUGAAUUUGACUUGUUUUUUAGUCCUUUCUUAGUUUGUUCCCAUAUCCCUUGAGAAUAAAUCCUAUAUUGGUGUGUAUGGGUUGCGUUCCCUUUCAUAGCUCGAGCAUGUUUAGGAACAAUACUAUUUCUUUUGGAAGACAAUUGCAUGAGUUUUUUUUUGGAAGUUUACCGUGGCAUCUUAGAGUCCACCUUCAUCAGUUGGAAGUUGAUCCAGAACACCAAUUCCAUUACAAAGGCAAUAUUUCAGACGGUGACGAGAUCUCCCCCAUUGCAUCCAUACCUCCAUCAGGCGAAAUCAUGAAGCAGGCGACGUCGAUGGAAUCGCAGGCAAGCUCCGACUCUGGCGAAGUCAAGCUUGAAGACGGAGCUGAUGGCGAGCUCAAAACCCUAGCUACAGGCGAAGCUGAGUUGGAGAAGGCGAGAUCUGAGUCGACAGGCGAAUCGACAACUACAGGCGGAAUCACGACCUCAUGCUGACGAGCUGCUGAAGGCGGAUUCGAAGACCCCAGUGCAGGCGGAGAUUGAGCUCGCAUGCGAGCUUUUGAACAGGCGAACUCGAUUCGCCUGCUACGGAGAGAGAGAGAGAGAGCUCGCCUGCUCGUUGCGUUGGAUCCAGCUGGAUCCCACUCCCCUUUCAGCCUUAGGGUUUCCCUAUUUAAGGGAAUCCUGUGCACGAGAGAAAAAUACCCGUUUUCUCUUCUUCUCAUCUAAAUUAUUCUGGCGGCGGCCACAAAAGCAGAGCUUUAACGGAGAAUUUUUCAGAGGAAAAAUCUCCUGUUUCCUGUAGCGAUUUAUUAAGGAGAGAGCGAGAGGGGAGAUUUUACUGUUGUCUCUUCUUUUGAGAAAUCUCAAGUCGAGAUUUGCUCUUUACAAGCUUUGUAAUCUUCUUUUAAUAUAAAGAAAAUUAUUUGUGUGGCUCUCG
Messenger RNA from Asparagus officinalis (garden asparagus), 925 nucleotides. RefSeq lists its product as uncharacterized. The record is from RefSeq and is a predicted model, not a curated record. The coding region runs from base 79 to 480 and encodes 133 amino acids. Lineage: Eukaryota; Viridiplantae; Streptophyta; Magnoliopsida; Asparagales; Asparagaceae. The transcript is spliced from 4 exons.